AUGGCUACUGUUAACAUUCGUCGGGAUGUUGCCGACCCCUUCUAUCGUUACAAGAUGGAGCGCCUUCAAUCCAAGAUUGAGGGCAAGGGCAAUGGUAUCAAGACCGUCGUAGCCAAUCUUCCAAGCGUCGCUCAAUCUCUUGCACGUCCUCCCUCCUAUGUAAUCAAAUUCUUCGGUUUCGAACUUGGUGCUCAAACCAAUACCAAUCCGAAGGACGACCGAUGGAUCAUCAACGGAGCCCACCAGGCAGAUAAACUUCAGGAGUCUCUUGACACUUUCAUCAACAAAUUCGUUCUUUGCAAGGAUUGUAAGAAUCCUGAAACCGAAUUCGUUGUCAAGGAUGGACGAAUCCUGCUCGACUGCAAGGCUUGUGGCCAGCGCACCGCCGUCGACCUUCGCCACAAGCUUAGCGGCUUCAUUCUCAAGAAUGAACCUAAAGGAGGAAAGAAAGCCAAGAAGGAAAAGAUGAGUCGCCGAGAUCGUGCUAAGCUUGAAGCUCAAGAAAAUGGGUCCGUCAACGGCACCGAUCGUAGUCCGCACGAGUCCAACUCGGAUAAGGAUGUCGAAGAAGAAGACGAUGGCGAGAUUGCUGCAGGUAGUGAUGACGAGUUCACCAAACAGAUUCAGGAAGAUGCUAAGACCAUCGACGCCACCAACGGUGCAACCAAAGAAGAGAAGUGGGCAGUCGACACUUCGGCUGAAGCAGUCGCUGCUCGUGCCAAAGAACUUCCCACUGAUCUCAAGCGUUCCCUUGCCUUUGACGAAGAAGACGAUGGUGGUGAAGAGAAUGGCUUCAGUGUCUACGAUCAGCUGGGUACCUGGAUCGAUACUCAAGCCAAGGAGAAAGGUGGUAUCGGAAAGGUGGAUGAUGUCGAUAUCUACAAGAAGACAGCUGAACUUGGUAUCGAGAGCAAGCACAAGACUUUGACUGUGCUUGCUCAGAUCAUCUUUGAUGAGAAUAUUGUCGCUCAGAUUCCUAAGCGGGCUGGCAUGCUCAAGAAGAUGAUUGGUGAUUCUGAGAAGCACCAGAAGGCUUUCCUGGGUGGCAUUGAACGAUUCGUCGGCAGUGGAAACAAAGAUCUCAUCUCGAAGGUUCCCACGAUCCUGAUGACUCUGUACCAGGAAGAUGUCAUUACCGAAGAAGUCACCAAGCCAUGGGGAACCAAAGCUAGCAAGAAAUACGUCGACAUCGCUACCAGCCGGAAGGUCCGACAAGCCGCUGAACCCUUCCUCAAAUGGCUCGAAGAGGCAGAGAGUGAUGAGGAGGAGAGUGACGAUGAGUAG
Messenger RNA from Lithohypha guttulata, 1284 nucleotides. RefSeq names its product eukaryotic translation initiation factor 5 (gene TIF5). Gene Ontology annotation, biological process: formation of cytoplasmic translation initiation complex; formation of translation preinitiation complex; translational initiation. NCBI's taxonomy places the organism in Eukaryota, Fungi, Ascomycota, Eurotiomycetes, Chaetothyriales, Trichomeriaceae. The coding region runs from base 1 to 1284 and encodes 427 amino acids. The transcript has 2 exons. The record is from RefSeq and is a predicted model, not a curated record. Gene Ontology annotation, molecular function: GDP-dissociation inhibitor activity; translation initiation factor activity; eukaryotic initiation factor eIF2 binding. Gene Ontology annotation, cellular component: cytosol.